UUUGCUUUGCAACACUAGUGGCGCGUGAUUUUGCAACAUUACGGGGUUUAUGUGUUCAGAUAAAGUAACAUAUCUGGGCUGAGAUUCUUCAGUAGAGACUAAAUAGCGAACCAUGGCACCUACCGUUAUACUUUUAUCUUUGUUAACUUUUAUCAUUGUUUUAGUUGGAGGAGUAACUACUUCACCUUCUCUUAAAAAAUCAGCUACAACUGCAUCAUAUAAUUUAAAUUACACUCAGCCAUCAUCAUCUGCAACUGGAAGCGGGAGAGCCCGUAGUAAACCCAGGACCACGAGCGCUUAUGGAAACACCUCACCUGCUAAGGUAAGCAGAUUGUCCAAGACGGCCAAACCCACUGAGGCGACCACCAGAGCUCUGAAACCCACUGAGGGAAGCACCAAACGUCUGAGAGCCACGACAUUUAAACCCACCGAGGUGACCAGCAGAGCUCCCAAACACACGACAGUGAAGCCUUUUGAGUCAACUAAGGGAACCACGAAAGCCGUGAAACCAACAGCAGUGAAGCCAACACUACCAGCCACAAAAACGACGACCACCCCAGCGCGCUUCAACACAGAGGACCUGAAUGAGAACAUUGAUAAAAACGUGGAACGGAAAGUUUGGAACACAAAAGAAAGUGAAGAACCACCGGUAUUUGAGUGUCCUCCUUUGGGUCUAGAGUCUCUGAAAGUUAAAGACUCACAGAUUCAGGCUUCUUCUUAUAAGCGUACGGGCCUGGGGCCACACAGGGGCCGACUCAACAUACAGUCUGGUGUGGAGGAUGGCGAUAUCUAUGAUGGAGCUUGGUGCGCACUGUAUAAAGACCAGAACCAGUGGUUACAGAUAGAUGCCAAGAAGCUCACAAAGUUCACAGCAGUGAUACUACAGGGUCGUAGCUCCAUAUGGAGCUUGGACUUUGUAGAAACCUUCAAGGUUCAAGUUAGCAAUGACACCAUUAAAUGGAAGCCAUGCAUGAAUGGAACAGAAGAGGCGGUGUUUGAGGGGAACCAGGACAGCGAAACACCAGUCUUGGCCGUUUUGCCCGAGCCGGCGGUGGCACAAUACAUACGCAUUAACCCUCAGACCUGGUUUAAGAAUGGGACCAUCUGUCUGAGAGCCGAAAUUAUGGGCUGUGAGCUGCCAGAUCCAAACAAUAUUUACCCAUGGCAAGCUGAAGAAGGCACCAAGGACAAACUGGACUUCAGACAUCAUAACUACAAAGAGAUGAGGAAGCUCAUGAAGUCUGUGAACGAGAUGUGUCCUGAUAUCACCCGCAUUUACAGCAUUGGCAAAAGCUACAUGGGCCUUAAACUGUAUGUGAUGGAAAUCUCAGACAAUCCAGGCAAACACGAGCUGGGUGAACCUGAGUUCCGCUAUGUGGCCGGUAUGCAUGGGAACGAAGUGCUGGGGAGAGAGCUAUUGCUUAACCUGAUGGAGUACAUAUGCCAAGAGUACAAACGGGAAAAUCAGCGCAUUGUUCACUUAGUCAAAGAGACGCGCAUCCAUCUACUGCCCUCGAUGAACCCUGAUGGCUAUGAAAUGGCUUACAAGAAGGGUUCAGAGCUGGCUGGGUGGGCACUUGGUCGUUACAGUUAUGAAGGCAUUGACAUGAAUCACAACUUUGCCGAUCUCAACACAGUGAUGUGGGAUGCCAUCGAGCUGGAAACAGACAAAUCUAAACUAAUCAAUCACUACUUUCCCAUUCCAGAGCAGUACACUUCAGAAGAUGCUAUGGUGGCUCCAGAAACGAGAGCCGUCAUCAGUUGGAUGCAGACUAUACCAUUUGUUCUCAGCGCUAACCUCCAUGGAGGAGAGCUGGUGGUCACAUACCCAUUUGACAUGACCAAAGACUGGGCUCCCAAAGAGCACACUCCCACCCCUGAUGAGAGCUUCUUCCGCUGGCUGGCCACCGCUUAUGCAAGCACCAACCAUGUGAUGUCCAACCCAGACCGAAGGCCCUGUCACAAUGAGGACUUCCUUCGCUAUAAUAACAUUAUCAACGGAGCAAACUGGCACACAGUGCCAGGAAGUAUGAAUGACUUCAGUUACCUGCACACCAACUGUUUUGAGGUGACGGUGGAGCUCUCCUGUGAUAAGUUCCCUCAUGCCAGUGAACUGCCCAUAGAAUGGGAGAACAAUAAAGAAUCUCUCAUUAUCUACAUGGAGCAGGUACAUAGAGGAAUCAAAGGUGUGGUUAAGGACAAAGACACUGAAGCCGGCAUCGCUGAUGCCAUCAUCAAAGUAGAUGACAUUGACCACCACAUAAGAUCAGCUUUUGAUGGGGACUACUGGCGUCUGUUGAACCCAGGCGACUAUGAUAUCACAGUGACCGCGGAGGGAUAUUUCCCAGCUAAACGAAGUUGCAGGGUUGAGUACGAGCAUUACCCCACUAUAUGCGACUUCCACCUAACCAAGACACCAAAACAACGUCUGAGAGAGAUCCUGGCCAAGGGAGGCAAGAUUCCCAAAGACCUACAGCUCCGACUGCGGCAGAUGCGCAUACGGAAACUGCGUGCCACAACUAAGCUUAUUAAUCAACGCAGGGCGUCACAGCAGCGCAGGGCGUCACAGCAACGCAGGGCUAGGGGGGCCCACAACUAGACUGACCUUUAACCUCUGACCUGUUUUGCCGGCCGAGUACAGGAUUAAACUAUCAAUGUCACAGGCAAAUGCAAUUUAGAGGGCCUGUUAGUUGCCCUUACCUGUGGUAGCAUACAUUGUGUAUUAUACAUUUAGAGUAGACAGAUUAUGCAGUGUAAAUUUCAUGUUUUAAAAUGUUUUAUACUUCUAUAUUAAACACUGUUGUUGAUCAAAUGGGCAAGUGAAAAUAAUGCCAUUGUUGGAAAGUAUCAUGCUAAUAUGUGACUCUAGACCACAAAACCAUUUAUAAGUAGCAUGGGUAUAUUUGUAGCAAUAGUCAAAAAUACAUUGUAUGGGUCAAAAUGAUCGAUUUUUCUUUUAUGCCAAAAAUCAUUGGGAUAUUAAGUAAAGAUCAUGUUCCGUUAAGAUAUUUUGUAAAUUUCCUACAGUAAAUAUAUAUAAAAACUUAAUUUUUGAUUAGUAAUAUGCAUUACUAAGAACUUCAUUUUGACAACUUUAAAGGUGAAUUUUUUACACCCUCAGAUUACAGAUUUUCAAAUAGUUGUAUUUCGGCCAUAACCAUACAUCAAUGGAAACCUCAUUCAUUCAGCUUUCAGAUGACGUAUAAAUCUCAGUUUCAAAAAAUGUACUCCCAUGACUGGUUUUGUGGUCGAGGGUUCAAAUAUGUGCUCAUAUUUGUUUACAAAAGAGCAAAUGCAACAUCUCAGUCUGGAACUGAUGUUUUGUCAAAUGGUUUCAUUAAAUGUUUAUAUUUUGUCUGCUAUAUUUCAAACAGUUUAACCCUGAAAAGAGCUUAUAUCAGAUGAAAUAUAUACUAACGAAUUUAUAAUGCUAACAAUUCCCUAAAAUGAAUUGUUUGAACGAAUGCUUGUUUUAAGGAAACUGUUGUCAGAGAAGCAUCAAGAUAAACAAUACAAACAUCAACAUACCUCAUAUGAGUAGUUACAGAGAUCCAGAUGAAACGGGAAUAAUUUGUAAAUAAGAAAACUUUUGUAAUAAAGUACAUCUUUAAGUAAACAAUGAA
This is a messenger RNA of Labeo rohita (rohu), 3623 nucleotides long. It is a transcript of the gene cpxm1b, whose product is annotated as carboxypeptidase X (M14 family), member 1b. Gene Ontology annotation, molecular function: metallocarboxypeptidase activity; zinc ion binding. Lineage: Eukaryota; Metazoa; Chordata; Actinopteri; Cypriniformes; Cyprinidae. The transcript is spliced from 13 exons. Gene Ontology annotation, biological process: proteolysis. The record is from RefSeq and is a predicted model, not a curated record. The coding region runs from base 113 to 2599 and encodes 828 amino acids.